Molecule: messenger RNA, 2761 nt
Organism: Eutrema salsugineum
Lineage: Eukaryota; Viridiplantae; Streptophyta; Magnoliopsida; Brassicales; Brassicaceae
Exons: 9
Coding region: 273-2276 (667 amino acids)
Biological process (GO): mRNA destabilization
Cellular component (GO): cytoplasm
Molecular function (GO): mRNA binding
Source: RefSeq, a predicted model, not a curated record
GAAGGUACAGAGACAAAACCCUUUUUUUCCUCUUCCCCGAAGAAAAACCCUUCUCUUGGCGGCUGCGGCCAAAUUUACCCCUUCUCCUUCUCGUUAUUUUUUUUUGUAUCUCUUAAACCCUAGAUUCGAUCUGGGUUUUUCUGAUUCUGUUUAGGUUUUCUAUCUUCUUCUUUUUCUUCUCUCUAUUUCUCUCCUUCAUCUCUCUCUCUUUUGGUCGCAUCCCCUAUCUGUCCGAGAAGGAUCUAUCAAUCUUUGUUGUCGAAUCUGAUCUCAUGGCUACCGUUGCUCCACCUGCUGAUCAAGCUACAGAUAUGUUGCAGAAGCUAACUUUGGAUUCUCAAGCAAAAGCUUCGGAGAUCCCUGAGCCAAACAAGAAGACUGCUGUUUACCAGUAUGGAGGUGUGGAUACACAUGGUCAAGUUCCUUCAUUUGACCGAUCUUUGACACCAAUUCUUCCUAGUGAUGCCGUGGACCCUUCAGUUUGCUAUGUUCCUAAUGCCUACCAGCCCUAUUAUUAUGGAGGAUAUGGGAGUGGUCAUGAGUGGAGCGACUACACUGGUUACCCAAAUCCUGAGGGUGUUGACAUGAACUCUGGAAUAUAUGGAGAGAAUGGAUCUCUUAUGUAUCCUCAGGGUUACGGGUAUGCAGCAUAUCCUUACUCGCCAGCAACAAGCCCUGCUCCACAGGUUGGGGGAGAUGGGCAGCUGUAUGGUGCUCAGCAGUACCAAUAUCCUACCUUUUUCCCUAGUGGGCCUUUUGCUUCAUCUAUUGCUACCCCUACCCAGGGGGAUCUCUCUGCAAACAAAGCUGGUGGUGUUAAGACGCUACCUGCGGAAAGCAAUAAUGUUGCAACUGCUGCUGGUAUGGCAAAAGGAAGCAAUGGAUCAGCUCCAGUGAAACCAAAUAAUCAGACACUUAACACCUCAAGCAAUUUGUAUGGAAAUGGUGCUCCAGGAGGAGGUUUUGCGGCUGGUUAUCAGGAUCCUAGAUUUAGCUAUGAUGGGUUUUAUGGUCCUGUCUCCUGUUACGACGGCUCUAAGUAUUCAGAUGUGCAGAGGCCUGUUGCUGGUAAUGGAGUUGCAUCCUCUUAUUCUAAGGCUAACAGUGCGCCUUCAUCGAGGAAUCAAAACUACCGCACAAAUUCUCACUACACCGGUAUGCACCAGCCUUCAUCAAUGACUGGCUACGGUACAGCUCAGGGAUACUACAACAGGUUGUCUCAAAGUAAGUUAUAUGGUCAGCAGUAUGGUAGCAUGGGGAGAUCUGGUAUGGGUUAUGGUUCUUCUGGGUAUGAUUCACGAACAAAUGGAAGAGGAUGGGUGAGCACGACAGACAACAAAUACAGAAGCUGGGGAAGGGGUAACAAUUACUUCUAUGGAAAUGAGAACAACGUAGAUGGGUUGAAUGAACUUAACAGGGGACCUAGAGCAAAGGGCACGAAGAACCAGAAGGGAAAUUCAGAAGAGAGUUUAGAGGCUAAGGAGCAGACUAGUGAAUCAAAUGUAACCGAGGAUGUGGAGACGGAUAACACAUGCAUUGUCCCUGACAGAGAACUGUACAACAAAGAAGAUUUCCCAGUGGAUUAUGCGAAUGCUAUGUUCUUUAUCAUCAAGUCUUACAGCGAAGAUGAUGUGCACAAGAGCAUCAAAUACAAUGUUUGGGCUAGUACACCAAAUGGAAACAAGAAGCUUGCUGCAGCUUACCAGGAAGCUCAGCAGAAACCUGGCGGAUGUCCUAUCUUUCUAUUUUUCUCGGUCAAUGCAAGUGGACAAUUUGUUGGGCUUGCUGAAAUGACAGGACCAGUUGAUUUCAACACAAAUGUGGAGUACUGGCAGCAAGAUAAGUGGACUGGCUCCUUCCCUCUCAAGUGGCAUAUUGUGAAGGAUGUUCCAAACAGUUUGCUGAAACAUAUUACCCUUGAGAACAAUGAGAAUAAACCUGUUACCAACAGUAGAGACACACAAGAGGUCAAGUUGGAGCAAGGUUUGAAGAUUGUGAAGAUUUUCAAGGAGCAUACUAGCAAGACUUGCAUUUUGGAUGACUUUUCCUUCUACGAGGUUCGGCAAAAGACUAUCUUGGAGAAGAAAGCCAAGCAGCAGCAGACACAGAAACAGGUAAACGAGGAGAAGACUACAACAGACGAGAAAAAGGAAUCCGUUACUGCUGAUUCAGCUACCAAGGAAUCUCCUCCAGCUGCUCCAAGUACCGGUGAUGACAAGGUUGCUGAUAAUGGGUCUGUUCCUAAACCAGAUGGUGUGGUGGCUAAUGGUUGCUAAAUUAGAAGACGUUUGCUCACGGCUUGAGCAUAAAAUGCAACAAGAGAGAAGAAGAUAUGAACAAUCCCGUUUACAGUUUCUCUUAACAAGUGCCGUGAGCUUGAAGCAUGGAAGGAGCUUUAGUACCUGAGACCGAUCCGUUUCUCUGCCCUUAGAAGUUAAAAUCCCAGUUAUUUUUUUUCAAUCGUUUCUUGUUCUCUUUUUCCCCUUCUUUUAAUCGCAGUGUCUUUACAAUUUUAUGUUGUUUUUUUUAUUCUAUUUCAUUUUCUGGUUGUUGCUCCUACCCUGUAAAAAUGCGUAUAGGACCUACUUUAUCGUGGGAAGAAUUAGAUUAAAGGUGAUAAAAGCAGGGUGGGAUUUGUUUUUCAAUUCUGUUGGAUUUUAGGCAGAGAGUUUUUUUUUUUUCGUUUUUUGCUCUUCUCUUUCUUAUUUGGUUUCUGACUUGGCUCUGUUUAAGUUCAUUAAAAUCUGAGAUUUGAUGGUCU